Messenger RNA from Penicillium odoratum, 921 nucleotides. Its product is annotated as GTP cyclohydrolase II. NCBI's taxonomy places the organism in Eukaryota, Fungi, Ascomycota, Eurotiomycetes, Eurotiales, Aspergillaceae. Gene Ontology annotation, biological process: riboflavin biosynthetic process. Gene Ontology annotation, molecular function: GTP cyclohydrolase II activity. The coding region runs from base 1 to 921 and encodes 306 amino acids. The transcript is spliced from 2 exons. The record is from RefSeq and is a predicted model, not a curated record.
AUGUUUACGACAAAUUACGAUACUGGACUACCGCAGUUUGAUCUUGCCUUCAAUGCGGUCUCACAAAUAACCAGCUCGAUAUUGGCUCCCGAAUUUUCUCAACGAAACACAUCGACCAAACAAACUACAUGUUCUCAAAAGCUCACCCCUUCCCCAACCGUCGAAUGUAUCUCGCGAGCGCGCAUUCCCACAACCACCGGAGCAGAGCUGUGGCUGCACGUAUACAAGAAUGAUCUCGAUAACAAAGAGCACCUGGCAUUUGUCUUCGGAAAUCAAAUUGCGAGCAAAAGUUUAAAUCGGGCGAGAGAGGGUGAAACUGAACUGGACCGAAUGAUACGAGGAGCUUAUACGGGACGGUUGACUCCCGGGCGGAUCAGCAGUCGCGAUGAUCAGGAAUUGGUCCAAGAACGGAAAACAACGCCGACAAAUCCAGUGUUAGUCCGUGUCCAUUCGGAAUGCUACACUGGCGAGACAGCAUGGUCGGCGAGAUGUGACUGCGGAGAGCAACUUGAUGAGGCAGCUCAGAUGAUGAUCGCCUCAGGAGAUGGGGUGAUUGUCUAUCUUCGACAGGAAGGCCGUGGUAUCGGCCUCGCAGAAAAGUUGAAGGCGUACAACCUCCAAGAUAUGGGCCUUGAUACAGUGGAUGCGAAUCUUUCUCUAGGGCAUCCUGCUGAUGCCCGGGGGUAUGGUAUAGCAAUCGCAAUUCUGGUGGACCUUGGCCUGGGCAAUGAUUCCGGCAGUCCUGGAAUUCGACUCUUGACGAAUAAUCCGGAAAAGCUCGACGCCAUUGAAGGUUCCCAUGGAGAGGUCACUGUGAAAGGGAGAGUUCCUAUGGUUCUUUCAGGAUGGGAAAGUACUAGAUAUUUGGAGCUUCACAGAUAUUUAGAAACCAAAGCUAAGAAGAUGGGACAUAUUUUUUGA